AUGCGAGAAUAUUCCAUCACCAAUCUUGAUCAUUUUGGCAUCGACGUUGUCAUUCAAUUCGAUACCCUUCUUGUUCUCGCCCACUUGUGCACAUUCUACAGGCUGACUGAGCACUCGAGUCUGCCGAAGGCAUCGGCCGUCGACAAGACUAUACGUAGUCUCCAGUCGCGUCAGUCUAUUGGAAAUCGGGUCACAACGGGGCCCACUUAA
This is a messenger RNA of Protopolystoma xenopodis, 210 nucleotides long. NCBI's taxonomy places the organism in Eukaryota, Metazoa, Platyhelminthes, Monogenea, Polystomatidea, Polystomatidae. The record is from the annotation of a GenBank genome assembly.